AUGGCGGACUUAAACAGUAUGAUUGAGGCGCUAUACGGGGGAAGGCUCAUCACGGAGCGGCAGGUGGCACAACUGUGUGAUCGUUGUAAAGAUCUUUUCCUUGAAGAAGGAAAUAUUGAAGUUGUUUACGCUCCUGUUACUUUGUGUGGCGAUAUUCACGGUCAGUUCUUUGAUAUGUUGGAGCUUUUCCGUCAUGGUGGUCGUGUACCAGAUACUAGCUAUGUCUUUAUGGGUGAUUAUGUGGAUCGUGGUUAUCACAGUGUGGAGACAUUAUUGUUACUACUACUAUUGAAGGUUCGGUAUCCAGAUCGUAUUACACUUCUGCGUGGAAAUCACGAAUCUCGACAAAUUACACAAGUCUACGGUUUCUAUGAUGAAUGCUACCGUAAGUAUGGCAGUGCGAAUGUAUGGCGUUUAUGCACAGAACUUUUUGACUAUAUGCCACUUUCAGCUGUGGUAGAAGAUGAUGUCUUUUGUGUUCAUGGUGGUUUAAGUCCACAGAUUGAAGUUCUUGAUGAGAUUCGUGUGCUGGAUCGUAAACAGGAGGUACCGCACGAUGGUGCGAUGAGUGAUCUUCUCUGGUCUGAUCCUGAAGAUAUGGAUGGCUGGGGUGUUAGUCCACGUGGGGCGGGAUUUAUUUUUGGCGGCGAUGUGACGAAAGCCUUUAAUCACAAGAACGGCCUCAGUCUCAUUGCCCGCGCCCAUCAACUCGUGUUUGAGGGGUAUAAAUCCAUGUUUGAUGAUAACUGCUGUACAGUGUGGUCAGCACCGAAUUACUGCUACCGCUGCGGCAACGUGGCGUCCAUUAUGAAGAUAGGCGAACACUCAAGA
This is a messenger RNA of Trypanosoma theileri, 831 nucleotides long. RefSeq names its product putative protein phosphatase 4 catalytic subunit. Gene Ontology annotation, cellular component: nucleus; cytoplasm. The annotation marks the transcript as partial. Gene Ontology annotation, biological process: double-strand break repair via homologous recombination; peptidyl-serine dephosphorylation. Gene Ontology annotation, molecular function: protein serine/threonine phosphatase activity. Lineage: Eukaryota; Euglenozoa; Kinetoplastea; Trypanosomatida; Trypanosomatidae. The record is from RefSeq and is a predicted model, not a curated record. The transcript has a single exon.